AUGCUCCGCCGUCAAGCGCGCGAACGUCGUCAGUAUAUCUAUGCCAAAUCCUUGGAAUCUCAGGAGCGGCAAACGUAUGAGCGGAAACGUCAGCUGAAGGAUGCACUGGCUAGUGGAAAGAACCUACCCACGGAGCUGCGGAAGCAGGCGAAGGAGCUUGGGAAGGACUUGGUUUUUGACGAGGCUCAGACUGAGCCAACAUCCCACAUUGAUAACGAAUAUUCAACAGCUGGAAUCCAAGAUCCAAAGAUUGUGGUCACAACUUCUCGAGAUCCCAGCUCUAAGCUGCUGCAAUUCGCCAAGGAAAUGCGCCUUGUGUUUCCGAAUUCACAUAGAAUAAAUCGCGGAAACUAUGUGGUGAAGGAGUUAGCGGAGGCGUGCAGAGCAAACGAGAUCUCAGACUUGAUUAUUUUGCACGAGCACCGAGGCACUCCAGAUGCUAUGAUUGUCUCACAUUUCCCUCACGGCCCUACCGUCUUCUUCACUCUCCAUAAUGUCCAGCUCCGUCACGAUAUAGCCUCGUAUAAGGAAUCCACUGUCUCAGAGCAGUACCCGCAUCUCAUCUUCGAGAACUUCACGUCGAGGCUGGGACUGCGUAUCCAGGAUGCUUUGAAGUAUCUAUUCCCCGUCCCAAAAGAAGAUAGCAAACGAGUCAUGACCUUUGCAAACGGAAACGAUUUCAUCUCCUUCCGGCACCAUGUCUUCGUUAAGAUCCCGGGAGGUGUACAGUUAGCAGAGGUCGGCCCACGCUUUGAGAUGAAACCGUAUGAGAUCCGGCUGGGCACGAUCGAACAGACGGAGGCAGAACGAGAGUGGGUUCUAGCACACUAUGCUCGGACAGCAAAGAAGCGCACUCUUCUGUCUGGGCCAGGUCGACCCGCAGAAUCGGAGGAACAGGCAUUGAAACGGGCCAAGCGCUGA
Messenger RNA from Gloeophyllum trabeum ATCC 11539, 921 nucleotides. RefSeq names its product Brix-domain-containing protein. Bases 1 to 921 code for a protein of 306 amino acids. Gene Ontology annotation, cellular component: Mpp10 complex; small-subunit processome; nucleolus. The record is from RefSeq and is a predicted model, not a curated record. NCBI's taxonomy places the organism in Eukaryota, Fungi, Basidiomycota, Agaricomycetes, Gloeophyllales, Gloeophyllaceae. Gene Ontology annotation, biological process: rRNA processing. Gene Ontology annotation, molecular function: rRNA primary transcript binding; snoRNA binding. The transcript has 7 exons.